AUGCAUACUCUGAUAGCUCUGGAGACACGGCCGUUCGACGAGUCUUCUCGCCACGUGAUUGACACGAAUCCUCAGAGCGGUGAGAUCUUUGCUAUAAAGCAAUCUAUCCUUACACCCCUCGAGAUUGCCCUCGGUCGCACGAAGCAGGCUUCUGCCGCAGACUACAAAUCUCUCACCUCCAUCGGCUCGGCACGGAGUCUGUCGCGUAGAGGAAAAUGGCGCCCAUGCGUUUUUAUCAACAAUGACGAAUAUAAGGCGAAGCAAGACGCUCAGAUCUGCUUGAUGGCUACUCUUGACGGGAAGCCUUUAUCAUCAUUCCCUCUUGUCUGGAAACACUUCUGCAUUCCGGUUUAUCCUACCCUCGGAACCGAAGGCUCUAGCAUCAUCCAUACAACUCCAGAAUGGGAUGGAACACCGGGCACACCGCAAUGGCUCGUAGCUAUCAUGUAUACACCUGAGAAGCUUCCAUCCGAGGCUUGGGAGGGUAAGAAGUCCAGGUCUAACCACCGCCUCACCGACGCCGAGCUAGAAAAUCUCGAGGAUAUAUGUGCCGUGCGAUGGGACACUUGGCAAAAAUGGUGUGUCGCGCAGCCCAACUUUCGAGCCGAGGAGUAUCGGAAAUACAGAAUCAACAUGCCGUCUAUGGACGCCAUGGCUUCCAUGGUACUUGAUCCUGCAUUCGAUAUGCAGACUUAUCUCGUCGGAAACAAUCAAAGAAGAGCAUGUUUCACUAUGGAGAACACGUCUAUCAUGGCUCGGACGGAAUCUGAAGAGCCCCCGGAAUUCCUCGAUCUCAUGAGCCCUGCAAUCUCGGCAGACGCUCGACCUCUUCAUGCUGUAUCGCGUGGCUGCCAAUCAUCCCGUCACCGCGUGGGCCAGAUACACAAGCAGAAACGAGCGCCAUAUGACAGCGUUCACUCUGCCUCUAAUGGGAAUAUAAACAAGCAACGCGGCCCUGCUCCGUCGUACGGAACACUCUAA
Messenger RNA from Postia placenta MAD-698-R-SB12, 981 nucleotides. RefSeq lists its product as hypothetical. The record is from RefSeq and is a predicted model, not a curated record. Lineage: Eukaryota; Fungi; Basidiomycota; Agaricomycetes; Polyporales; Adustoporiaceae. The coding region runs from base 1 to 981 and encodes 326 amino acids. The transcript has 5 exons.